Messenger RNA from Nelumbo nucifera (sacred lotus), 1645 nucleotides. RefSeq names its product branched-chain amino acid aminotransferase 2, chloroplastic-like. The record is from RefSeq and is a predicted model, not a curated record. Gene Ontology annotation, molecular function: branched-chain-amino-acid:2-oxoglutarate transaminase activity. NCBI's taxonomy places the organism in Eukaryota, Viridiplantae, Streptophyta, Magnoliopsida, Proteales, Nelumbonaceae. Gene Ontology annotation, biological process: branched-chain amino acid metabolic process. Gene Ontology annotation, cellular component: chloroplast.
GUCUGUCGCCUUCGAAUUCGUCUCGGAGCAGAUCCGGCAAAGCUCAAUUUCCACGCUUCUUUCGAGUUCCCCAUUUCUCCCUUAGCUCACGCAGAAACUCAGAAACGGUUUUCAAUGGAGACCAGCCUCGCUCUCGUAGGACUUCAACUUCAACCGAGCUAUCUCCCCUGCCCGUCACGCAGGGCCUCUACUCUCCUCCCCGCUAACUUCUUCACAGACAGGCGACACUUGCCGCUCUCAUAUCUCAAGCUCCAGAACCAACGCUCUCUCAUCUCAUCUCGCCCUCAAGUGGCUUGUACUAUAUGUCGAGGAACUGCAGUAUCUAACAGUGAAACAUUCGAAUUGGAUGAUAUAGAUUGGGAUGACCUCGGAUUUGGUCUCGUGCCAACUGAUUAUAUGUAUGUAGCAAAAUGUUCCAAAGAUGGGAAUUUUUCAAAAGGUGAUUUACAAUGUUUUGGGAACAUCGAAAUGAACCCAUCAUCUGGUGUCUUAAACUAUGGGCAGGGAUUAUUUGAAGGUUUGAAAGCAUACAGGAAACUAGAUGGUUCUAUUUUACUAUUUCGUCCGGAUGAAAAUGCAUUACGGAUGAGGAUGGGUGCAGAGCGAAUGUGCAUGCCUGCUCCAACCACUGAACAGUUUGUGGAGGCCACAAAGAUGACUGUGUUGGCAAAUAAACGUUGGGUUCCUCCUCCGGGUAAAGGCUCCUUGUAUAUCCGGCCACUGCUCAUGGGAAGUGGAGCUGUUCUUGGUUUGGCGCCUGCUCCUGAAUACACCUUUCUAAUUUAUGUUUCUCCUGUUGGGAACUAUUUCAAGGAAGGUUUGGCACCAAUAAAUUUGGUGGUUGAGAAUGAAUUUCAUCGUGCAACUCCUGGUGGAACUGGAGGUGUAAAGACUAUAGGAAACUAUGCUUCGGUUUUGAAGGCACAAAGUUUGGCCAAGGCCAAAGGCUUUUCUGAUGUUUUGUACCUUGAUUCCGUCCACAAAAAAUAUUUGGAGGAGGUUUCCUCCUGUAACGUUUUUGUUGUGAAGCGUACAACUAUUUCUACUCCAGCAAUUAAGGGAACCAUUCUGCCUGGCAUUACCCGAAAAAGUAUAAUUGAUGUUGCUCAUAGUCUAGGGUUCCAGGUUGAGGAGCGCCUUGUAUCAGUAGAAGAGUUGCUUGAUGCUGAUGAAGUUUUCUGUACAGGAACAGCAGUGGUUGUGUCGCCUGUAGGAAGCAUAACUUACCUAGGUGAAAGGGUGUCCUAUGGGAAGACUGGCGUUGGUGCUGUGUCACAGCAACUCUAUUCUUCACUUACAAGUCUACAGAUGGGGCUUUCAGAGGACAAGAUGGGCUGGACUGUAGAGCUAAUGUAGUCACAGUAUUGCAUUCUAACUUAUGUGAAGUGUGUCAUGUAAUCUCAAGCUAUCUUUCAUGGAUGGUAAAGAUUUUCCAGUUGGCCUUUCUCCUCCCAUGUGUGAAUAUACCCUUGUUCCCAAAACAGUAUUUCUGUUACUAAAACAUGAAUAAAAUAGUGAAUGGAAAGGACAUGGAUCCUCAGAUUGAUUCGUUAUUCUCAGUUACAUGUCUUUAUACCUUAGUCAAAUGAGCUGACAGCCACAUACAUGUAGGACAUCAAACCGCUCUUCUCUAGUGGUUACCAAA